AUGACUUGGGCAGAGUUUGUCCAGUCAUUUAGUAAGAAGUAUUACAGUCCAGCUGUGCCAGCAACUAAGGUUGACGAAUUUAUAACUCUGGUACAAGGGAAUCUUUCGGUCACUGACUAUGCACAUAAGUUCGAUCGAUUGGCCAAAUUUUCCCCUGAAGUGGUGCCAACUGAUGCAUUGCGAGUCCAGAGGUUUGUAAGGGGACUCAAACCUAUGAUCGCGAGGGACGUUAGGAUGACCAGUGCAGAAGUGGUAAGUUAUGCAGAGGUAUUGGAUAGGGCUCUUGAAGCUGAAUAUUUGGAAGAACGGAUAUGGAAGGAUAAUGCCACUAGAAGAGAGAACAACCGAAACAAGAACUUCCACGAGAGCAACAAGAGAAAAGCUAACGAAGGGCGGAAUAGUGGGGUUGAUAAAAGACCUAGACCUCCGGCCACGAAUAGAAACAUUCACAACUCUUAG
This is a messenger RNA of Humulus lupulus (European hop), 459 nucleotides long. RefSeq lists its product as uncharacterized. The record is from RefSeq and is a predicted model, not a curated record. Lineage: Eukaryota; Viridiplantae; Streptophyta; Magnoliopsida; Rosales; Cannabaceae. The coding region runs from base 1 to 459 and encodes 152 amino acids. The transcript has a single exon.